ACCACCAUGACAGCAGCUGACAUACUGCUUCACCGCCAUGACUUAUUCAGGAAGAGCCACUCGGCUCUGGCUCGUAGGAGACUCCUCCAAAGAGGGGGGGACUCACUUUUGAAAGGUGUUGGUGUCAUAGCCCCUGAGCGCGUCGAGGGCACGUGACUUAUCUCGAGCGAGCGAGGCAAGGCAGGCAGCACCCAUGCGGGCUUGCUCCACAGGCCGAGACCACCGCCAAUCAACGCAAUCUCGCAAGGCACACGACGCGGAAUCGAAGGCCACCCCUUCGAACACUGAUCGAUUGAGCAGUCGUCAUGAGCAACUGGGACUACCUUUCGAAGUUCAUCCUUAUCGGCGACAGCUCCGUGGGGAAGUCCUCGAUCCUGGUCCGGCUCACCGAUGAUCGUUUCCUGACGGACCCGGACCCGACGGUGGGUGUCGAGUUUGGCUCGCACGUCGUCGAGAUCCCCGAGACGGGCGAGCGAAUCAAGUGCCAGUGCUGGGACACGGCUGGCUCCGAGGCCUUUCGGAGCAUCACGAGGAGCUACUACCGCGGUGCGGCGGGCGCCCUCAUCGUCUACUCCAUAUGCCACCGGCCCUCGUUCUUGCACGUCGCCGAUUGGCUCAGGGACGUGAGGCAGCAUGCCGAGGAGAGCUGCAGCAUCAUCCUCGUGGGCAACAUGCAGGACCUCUGCGGGGACGAGGAUGGAGGGUCAAGCGAGGGGCCUGAACAGGCAGACACAUCGACCUCGUCCGAGGGCUCCACACCAGCCCAGCGGACCAGCAAGAAGGGGGCACAACGACGGCGAGAGGUGACAACCGAGGAGGCGCGCACGUUUGCAGAACGGGAAGGAAUCAUGUUUGUGGAGACGAGUGCAAAGACGGGCCUCAAUGUCACCGAGGCCUUUCAGCAGGCAGCGAGGGACAUCCACUCGAAAUUUGUGGCGGCAGCCGCGGCCAAGGGCAACAACGCGCACGACCGGGGAGCUGGCGCCCAUCAGCAGGGGCACAGUCGCCCGGGCGUGGGUCUCGUGACGCCGACCGGCGAAGACACGGCAAAGGACCGGCAGUGCUGCGUCGUCGUAUAGCAGACUUGCGACAAGCCGCCUGCUUUGUAUUUGUAUUGUGGACGAGCACAUGUGGUGUGGAUGUAGUAAUAAUACAACAGU
This is a messenger RNA of Acaromyces ingoldii, 1160 nucleotides long. Its product is annotated as ras-domain-containing protein. Gene Ontology annotation, biological process: regulation of endocytosis. Gene Ontology annotation, molecular function: GTP binding; GTPase activity. Lineage: Eukaryota; Fungi; Basidiomycota; Exobasidiomycetes; Exobasidiales; Cryptobasidiaceae. The record is from RefSeq and is a predicted model, not a curated record. The coding region runs from base 306 to 1079 and encodes 257 amino acids. Gene Ontology annotation, cellular component: endosome. The transcript has a single exon.